Lycium barbarum (goji berry) is the source of this 1092-nucleotide messenger RNA. RefSeq names its product phosphoglycerate mutase-like protein AT74H. Lineage: Eukaryota; Viridiplantae; Streptophyta; Magnoliopsida; Solanales; Solanaceae. Gene Ontology annotation, molecular function: phosphatase activity. The coding region runs from base 17 to 985 and encodes 322 amino acids. The record is from RefSeq and is a predicted model, not a curated record. The transcript is spliced from 2 exons.
AACCUUAACUUCCUGCAUGAUAUAUCACUCAAAUAAAACAACACCAACAACAAUAGUCUCUUCAUUACUACACUUCCUACUACUUAUUCCCUUUGUAUAUCUGCUCAAAAUGUCUCUUAACAAAGUUCUAACAAAUGGCACAAACUGCAUCAACAGUCAUUUGCCCAAACGCAUAAUCCUAGUCCGUCAUGGCGAAUGUUUAGCAAAUGUUGACAUCAAUGUUUACGGAACAACCCCAAAUCACAAGAUUGAAUUGACCGAAAAAGGAAUUGAGCAGGCUAAGCAAAGUGGAAACCAAAUCAAGAAACUUAUUUCUGAAAAUGCUAGUAAUAAUUGGAAGGUUUUUUUCUAUGUUUCCCCUGCAGAGCGAACGAGAAGGACGUUGAGAGAGAUGGGUGGAUCGUUCGCGAAAAAGAGAGUGAUGGGGGUGAAGGAAGAAUACAGGCUGAGGGAAUUGAGUUUUGGCAACUUUCAUGAUCCUGCGGGUAUAGAAAAGGUUAAGAAGGAAAGAUUUACGUAUGGGAGGUUUUAUUAUAGAGUUCCUGGUGGUGAAACUGGGGCUGAGGUUUAUGAUCGUAUAUCAAGUUUUGUUGAAUGCUUGAGGAAGGAAAUGGAAAUGAAGAAGUUCUGUCACGACCCUUGUCAAGAGAGCAACAUCAUCAUUGUUACCCAUGGACUGUCGAGUCGCAUCUUCCUCAUGAAAUGGUUCGACUGGACCAUUGAGCAAUUUGAGGAUCUUAACAGGAUAAAACUUAGUGAAUUUCAAGUUCUGCAAUUAGGUCAAGGAGGGGAGUAUAGCUUAGCUUUUCAUCAUGAUGACAAGAAACUUCAAGAAUGGGGACUAUCUCCUGACAUGAUAGAGAAUCAGAAAUAUAGAGCUUAUGGUCCUACAAGGGUUAAUUCUCAGGGAACUUGUGAUGUAUAUCCUUUCAUGGAUUGUUUUGCAGAAGAUUCAGAUGAUGAGAACACUUUAUCCAAGUACUAGUCCCUUUUUAAGGUGUAUGUGUAAGCCAAUUAGUUAAGAUGUUGGACAUCUCUACUAGUUAGUUUUAUUGUAAUCAAUAAGAUUGUCAAAGUACUUAAUGUCCUCUC